This is a messenger RNA of Salvelinus fontinalis (brook trout), 5734 nucleotides long. Its product is annotated as XK-related protein 8-like. NCBI's taxonomy places the organism in Eukaryota, Metazoa, Chordata, Actinopteri, Salmoniformes, Salmonidae. The transcript is spliced from 3 exons. Gene Ontology annotation, cellular component: plasma membrane. The record is from RefSeq and is a predicted model, not a curated record. Gene Ontology annotation, biological process: apoptotic process involved in development; engulfment of apoptotic cell; phosphatidylserine exposure on apoptotic cell surface. The coding region runs from base 95 to 1420 and encodes 441 amino acids.
CAGUUUCACAGUCGAUGGGUCACUCAGUGAGCAGGAGUUACAAGUAGCGGCUGCGUUUUUUCUUCUCCUUUUAGCUUUUCCAUUUGGUGGUUAAAUGCUAGAGCAACCGCAAACGUGUGGAAUUGAGGUUUACUCAGUCAUCAUGGAGGAGGACGGGGGAAGCCUUCUCUUCAAGUACCCAGUAUCUGACUUCCUGUUGACAGUCAGUGGUCUGGUGUUCUUUCUCCUGGAUGUGGGACUGGCCGCGUGGGCGGUGGUGUCUUUUUAUCAGGAAGAGGACUAUGUGUUCAUGGGACUGCUGGUGUUUCUACUCCUAGGUUCCUCAGCCCUGGUCCAGGCUUUCAGCUGUCUGUGGUACCACUAUGACAAGGACGGGACUGAGACCAGGACUGAGAGCCUUGUGAAGAACCUCUGCUCUCUCAAGAUCCUACAUCUUUUCCAGAUGGGAGUCUACCUCAGAUAUGCUGGUGUGGUGAGGAUCUCGAUAUGUGGCUUCUGCUGUGGAAAGCGUUACAUGGACGGCGAUGCUGUGUAUCUGACCCAUGACCUAAGCCUGCUGCGCCUCAUCGAGGCUUUCUCUGAGAGCACCCCACAGCUUGUCCUCAUGAUCACUAUCAUUGUCCAGAGGGGAGAGGUUGAACCCAUCACAAUCUUGAAGGCACUUGGUUCAGCAUCUGCCAUCGCCGUCAGUGUGACCAUGUACCACCGUUCCCUGCGCUCCUUCCUCCCUGACAAGGCCAAGCAGGGCUGGUUCUCCUCCGUGGUAUACUUCCUGUGGAACUUGCUCCUUAUUGGUCCACGUGUGGCAGCAGUCGCCCUCUUUGCCUCAGCCUUCCCCUGCUUUAUCACUGCCCACUUCCUGUCUUCCUGGAUGGUUCUCUUUUUCUCCGCCUGGCGACUCAAGACAGACUUCAUGGACAGCGCCGGUGGAGAAUGGCUCUGCCGGGCCACCAUAGGACUCAUCUGGUAUUUCAGCUGGUUCAAUGUGAUAAAGGGGGACACCAGGUGCCAGAGCACCCUCUACCACACCUGGAUAGGAGUGGAUAUUGGUAUGCUUUGUGGUCUUUGGGUGUGGCAGAUGAAGAAGAACCCUCCAUAUUUAGAACUGCCACUAGAUCCCUAUGUCAUCCUUGGCAUUAUGAUCUCAUUCUACAUUGUUGGGCUCGGUCUUAAGGUGAUAUACUACAAGUACAGUCACCCAAAGAUCACACAGCUAAGAGAAGACGAGUGUUGCCUCGAGCCGGAGCCAAGGUCUGAGCCAGAGGAUCUCACCUCAGAUUGCCAUGACGAAGUGGACUCUAGGCUUAUGAGCCAUAGAAUAGGUCCUACAGAACCAGUCAAAACCUCAUCAGGCCCUCCAGAACCGGUCAUCAGAGUCAAUAAGAGGAUGAGGAACUUAGCUGAUAACUUUUACUCCUGAAUGGAUCAUCAGAGACCUCCUACACAUGGAGAAGGCUGUAUGGGCUUGUUUGACAUUGCAGCCGACAUUGCAGUCAGUCUCAAUUAGUCAUUCAGUCACAAUUUACCCACAAUGACUAAAUGGUCUGUCACAUGUGGAGAUGGAAUCCAAAUGACAGAUGCCUGUGUCAGCUCUUCCCACUGGUGAAAAUACCAAGUUCCUUUAAGAAAAAAUAUUUAAACUUUAUUUUGACAGGGAGUUAUGCUGAGACCAAUGUGUCUUUUACAGAUGAAUCUGGAGACGAAAGAAAGGCAACGCUGUUUAGGCGAGGUGCUGGCUAGCAGUGGUUUUUUGAUGUUGGAACAUCUGUUUAAUGGAAAACUUCAGCUCCCCUAAUCGUGAUAUUUCUACUGAACAUGUAGGUUGCUCACCUGCACAUACUCCAACUCCUUUUAGAAGUAAGAGUUAUUUUGUACCUCCAGCCAAUCGCAAUCACUCUAUUGAGAGAUAUUGUAGACUCGUUGAAAAAUAUGUUGGUAAUCUCCUUCAGAACAAAACAGGAGUACAUAUCCUUCCAUAAUUUAAGAGAAUGAAACACAAGCUUUGCUUGAUUUACAAUCCGAUACGUCAGUCCUUACCCGCCCUGCUGAUAAGGGUGGGUCGGUUAUACUCAUGGAUAGUACAGUUUAUGUAAAGGAGUGUCAUAGACAACUGCUUGACAACACCUCUUACAAGAAACUCAGAAGUGACCCCACUUCCUAAUUUCAGAACACUAUCUUUACUGUCCAGGACACCAGCAGUAUGAUCUCUAUUAGUGAAUCUCUUGAUCCUCUCCCUGAUAAUACAUUGUUAGUUACUUUUGAUGUUGAAUCGUUAUACAGAAUAUUCCACACGAGGGCGGUAUUGAAGCCAUGGAACAUUGUCUUCUGCAACGUGACCCUAAUGAACUACCUUCCAGUGCCUGCAUUAUAACAUUGGCUGAAAUAGUACUUGCACACAACUACUUAAUGUUUGUAAAUGAUUUAUUUAUUCAGACGAAGGGUACUGCUAUGGGAUCCACUAAGGCUUCUAACUAUGCUCAUUUGUAUGUGGGUUACAUGGAGAAACAGUCCAUUUUCAAUCCUCUCAACAACAAAACAUAUUGUCUAACAUUCUUAUUUGGAAACGGUACAUUGAUAUUUUUGUUCUAUUGAGGGGUGAAGUGAAACAGCUCCAGGCAUUCCAUGCUUCUCUUAACUCUUGUUCUGAGCACCUGAGAUUUACUAUACAAUCUGACACACGUCAAAUCAGUUUCCUUGAUCUUCUGAUUUUGUUUGAGGAUAAUGUUCUAUACACUGAUCUUUUCAGGAAACCUACUGAUCGUAACAGUUUAUUGAAAAACAGUUUGCCCUAUAGCCAAUUCUGUCGAAUCAAAAGAAUUUGCAAAAAAACAAUCAGACUUCGACAGAAAUAUGUCUGAGACGCAAAGCAAAUUCAAGGAGGGGGUACAAAAAUGGUCAGAUUAAUACUGUCAUUGAAAAAUUCAAAACUAAUCGAGACAUAAGCUCUUUCAAGGACAAGUCUCGCAAAAAUAAGCAUUCUUGCGUUCUAGCUACACACUAUUUAAAGUGUUCUGAACAAAUGACGGGAAUCUUUCACAAACAUUGGCACAUUCUAUGAUCCGAUGACAGUAUCGGACCCUCACUUGGUGGUAUUCUCGCUUGGCAGAAAUCUCAGAUAAAUUGAUAAACUGAUUUACCACCCUUAAAUAUCCCUGCACAAUGUCUAUUUGCGCCUCUACUGGAUGGAAACUACAAGUGUAACGGCUGCGCUCAAUGCAAUGGCACUUAAAAAUGUAGAUCAAUCAAACACUCCCAAACAGGGAAACAGAUCCCUAUCAAAGGUGUUAUCACGUGCUCCACUAAGGCAGUUAUUUAUCUUAUAACUUGUCCAUGUGGUAAAAAGUAUGUGGGUAAAACAAAGCGCGAAUUAAAAGUACAAAUCUCGGAGCAUCGUAGCACCAUCAGGUGCAAAAACUCGAUUUACCCAGUUGCGGCCCACUUUUUGGAAGUGAACCACUCGAUUUCGCCCCAACGUUAUAUCGGCAUCGAACAUGUCACCCUCCCUAGGAGAUGGGGUGACCUCGACAAUUUAUUAUUACAACAAGAGGAUGCCUGGAUCUUUCAUUUAAAGACCCUUGCGCCCUUUGGUCUCAAUGUAGACUUUGAUCUGAAACCAUUGUGAUUUUGCUACUCAUUGUAAAUGUGUAGCCAAAUUGUAUCUACGAUUGUAUGCUAUCCAUUCAUGUUUUUUGGGAAUCUGGGAAUUAACCAAUGAUAUCAGGCCACACCCGGCCAUGAUUACAGACACCUGUGUGUGUCCUUAGACACUAAACUAGUGCCCCGUAGUGUUUGUCAUUAUACCCUGAUGAAGACAGCUUUUCUGUCGAAACGUUGGAUAUUAGGUUAUUAUAAACUGGUUGAUUCAGCACUGAAUGCUGAUUGGCUGACAGCCAUGGUAUAUCAGACCAUAUACCACGGGUAUGACAAAACAUUUACUUUUACUGCUCUAAUUAUGUUGGUAACCAGUUUAUAAUAGCAAUAAGGCACCUCGGGGGUUUGUGAUAUAUGGCCAAUGCACCACGGCUAAGGGCUGUGUCCAGGCACUCCGUGUUGCGUCGUGAUUAAGAACAGCCCUUAGCUGUGGUAUAUUGGCUAUAUACCGCACCUCCUCGGGGUCAAAUCAUGAUGUCAGUGAUCUUCAGGUCGGAAAGUUGGAGCUCUAGAAAGAGGCCCGAGUUGGAUGACUGUUCAAAAAAAGAAUCCCAGUCGGCGUUUUUUUUUUCUCCCAGAGUUCAAAGUUGUCUUUCUGAGUUCCGAGUUGUUUGAACGUGGCAUCAGAUUGUAACUAUGGUACCCUCAGGGUUGCCAGCGCAUCCCCCCCCCACCUCCAGGGGUUUUAUUUUUUAUUUAGCUUAUAAACUUCUCCUGUGUUUGCCCAUAUUUAUUGAUAAAUCCCCCAUCAUAGUGGUUUCAUCCAAACUUGACAACCCUGAUAAACUUUCGUAUGGUUAGGCUAGGCAGUAGGCUUCUAUUUGGAGUGAUGAUCUGAGAGGUGAUAACAUUUUAUUUGCUUUGUGAUUUGUCAAAAACCGUAAAUGACUUGUCAAGUCAUGUGCUCCAGUUCUCGUAUGCACUAUAACAAGUACAUUGAAGUUUGGCCACUUUUCAGCAUAUUACAAAUCUAAAUUUUUCAGGCAAAGGGCGCAGCCAUCGUUGAAUUUGUUUAUUUGCGUUUUAUAGUGAAUGCAUUCUGGGAUUAGGGAGUAUUUACUUGUCAAACAUGGCUGCCAUCAUAAAGAAUUUAACUGCUGUUAAUUUAGCUGACACGCAUCUCUUUUCUAAACAAUAUUGCAUUUCUCCCUUGUGCUCACCAGAGAUGUGGCACAUUGUAAAUAAGUCUGACUGUUAAGUCACUAACUUAUGUUUUGGUCAGCGCAACCUGUUAUUUAGACUGGUUUAUGGAAUGAGUUUGGCUGUGGAUGUGUUCGGGUGAUGAUUGGAUGAUGUUCGCAUUUAUCUUUUACAAUAAAAGAUGAAAUUGAGGAAUAAAGUUGUGAAGACUUAUUUCCAAUUAGUACAAAACAUUAUUUGGAUGCUUUUCAGACAAUGAUAGUUUAGACGCGUUUGUUGCAUCAUACGUUCUGUUGCUACUGUUCCAAUCAUAUUAGUGAUGGUUCGCUGCAGGGACCGUGCACUCAACAAUGAUCACAUAUGUGAUUGUAUGCAUCAAAGGGUUUAAUACAUGCAAUAGGACAGUGAUCACAUUUGUAAAGAUGAUGAUUGACCGCUGUCUUGAGUCUUUCAAAGUUAUCAGCUCUUUAAAAUCCUGCUUUAGCAGCUCCGAAUUAGGCAGUUUGAAGUCGUUAGACCCAGGCCUCUGGCAUAGCAUGGAAGAAAGCCACUGAGUAAUAGCCUUAACCUUGUGCCCCAGUAUAGCACAAGGUUGUUAAUCCAGAAAUCAAAACAUUUCUGAUCUCUGAGCUGCCGACGAUUUGAACCGGGCCGGUGGUAGAUUCCAUCAGAGGAAGGGGACAGAGCCUCUGAAGUCAAUCGGGGCCAACUAUUAGAGGAAUUGAGCUUCCCAAAGCACGGUAAACAUUCCAGACAUGUGUAUCAUUGUCAUGAAGUUCUUACUACUGCAGUCUCAUGACCACAGCUGAUCAGGGUUACAUACUGAAAUGUUAGCAGGGCCUCCAGCGUGAACAUUUUUAUGAUUAUAUGGUAAUAAACUCAGGGAAUUUAAUAAGUGUCAUCUCUCACACAAUCAUUUUCAUACAGCUGCUAGUGAGAGGUU